AGUCACCGUUUCCGAGAUGGUUACAGGGCAACCACACAACUGUUUUUUUUCUUACAUCAAACGGAAUUUUCAUCUUUCUUUGGCCUAAAACUCUUUUAAAACUUCCUUAAACACCCUUUUAAAUACUUAUAAUAUUGCAAUGAUAAGAGAACAAGAGGACUGAUUCGUUGAUCACAACUACUAACAUUUGAAUUCGUUGCCUUCCAAAAUUAGUGGUUAUUGUGAUUGAGUUCAUGAUUUGAAACAAUGAUUUUAAGAUCGUGAGGAAAGGAGGAUCUCCUUUGAGUGAUAGAUAAAACCCAUGCCAAUCCCAGGUGUUACAGUCGAGGUAGGUGAAACGUCGUUCCAAUCCAUUGUGCCGUAAAAUAUUAUUUGAUGGUUGUCUGUUGGUGAGCAUUCAGUUGUUUACACCUGAUAAGUCAACAUUUAUCAUGUGCUGAAAGUUUUAUGUGACUAUUUCAGGAUGUGGACGCAUACUCUGAUGUGUCUAAUGGCUCUACGAUCUCAGUGGUAAGCCUCUUAAAGAUAUGAUGUUAAUAUUUCCAAACUUCAAAAAGGUCUUGAUUACAGUGAAUGUUAUCUGUUGUAUGCAGCUCGAUCUUUCACUGCAAAUGUUUGGGAUCAGGCGGUUUAUUAGGCAGUGUACUCUGUAACUAUGGAUAAAGUUAGGGUAAAUAGAUGUGUAAACUUUGUGUUAUUUUGUACCUCUUUUAUGAUCUUAAUAUUUAAAAAAAAAUGAGUUAAAGUACUAUGAAACUAUAUGUACACCUGUAGUCCAACAAAAUAGCUCUGGAACCUUUUUGUAAGUCUAAAAAAAUGAAACGGUUGUAAAGUUUGCCCAUUUGUGCUGAAAUUCCUUUUGAUUAGUCAAUACAUGAUAGAAGUCUCCAGAUCAGAUCAAUACUUUCACAGUUUUCUAAAAGUUGUUAUUUGCUUGAAUUUCUGCUAUUUAGGGCAGUGCUGCAUCUGGUGGAAGUGGACACAUGCCCAGACCUCCGUCAGGUGAGAUAAUAUAGAGUACUUAGUACUAAUCAUGCUCAAACUUUCUGUCUGCAAUAAAAUUGGAAUAUCAGUGGCCCAGCUGGGAAUAUUCACUUCAUUACUUUUAAGUACUUUCCUUUUGUUUAACCCUGUAACCCCUAAGAGUGACUGGCAUCUAAUUUCUCCUUACAAUGUCAGCUCUGAUUCACACAUUAAGGUCACAAGAAUAAAAGAAAUGAUCACAAACUAAAGAAGCUUUUGAUUAUUAAACAAAUUCUCCUUGUCAGCACCUUAGGAAAUUUAUAGAGAGAAGUAGGAAGAAUAGUCAUACUGAUGUUAAGGUGAAAUGGCUUAAUCAUGUCUAUGUUACACACCCAGGGAGCUCUAAGAGGUCAAAGUCAGUUCAAGGCAGAAGAUCAAAAGUUGGUGAGGCAUUCUUUCAUUUGUGACAUCUUGAUGCAUUUGUAUACACUAAUGACUUUGAAACAAUUAGAUGAGAGAGUUAAGUCAACCUACUCUGUUUUCUGUUACAUUUUUGAGAUUGGCAGGUUCUUCUGAAAAUUGAAUGGUGAUGUUUAUCAAUGUUACCACAGUUAAUGUUUUUUAUUUCAUCUUCUCACAUUUUGCCCUUGAUCAUUUAAAUUUGAGUAGUGUCACAAGUGAUACACCUGUGCAUUUGUAACAAUCCAUCCAAAUCUUAGAAAAGUUGGCCAACUUUUUUAGGCUCUUUAUGGAAAUAAUUUUUUUACUGUAUGUUCCUUUACUCUUUACUUUGCCAUGCAUGGAUAGUCCUCUCCAAAAGCUCAAUAUUUGUGUUAUUGAACCCUUCAACUCUCAUGAGUGACCAAGAAAGAAUUUCUCCUUACAAUAAUUAUUAUAUAUCAAAUACAAUAUCAAGCAGACAAGUGAUGACAGUAAAGAAAAAUAUCAACAAAGGGGUCAGCAGUUGAUGGAGUACCAAAAUCUCUAAACCAAUGUCAUAAGAGUUGUAUGGCUAGGAGUGAAGUGGUUAAAUUAGAAUGGAUGGUGCAUGGCGUUUUUCUUUGUUUACUUCUUGAUAGUUCAUAUUGGGCAUCAAAAUUAUGUUCCAUCUCUUUAAAACAACCCUAUUGUGUUUGACACAAAGAGUGAUAAGGCUUGAUAUGUAAUUCUGUCCUUCCAGGAAAGUCACCAUAUUCAAGUUUACAACUGAAAAGCUCAUCAAAACAGCAGCCUCCCAAACCCACUGCAAGAAACAUGUGGAUCACUGCAAUGAGAAAUGGAACUGCUAGUGAGUGACGUAUUGUCUACUAGGUUAUAUUCUUCCUGUUCCAGACGCACCUUGCAGAAUUUUAUACAAGUUAAUGUAAAAACUAUAUAUUUUGAUAGUCUGCCAUAACUUGUCAAACUAAGCCUUACUGUCCUAUAAUGUUUUGUUAUAUGAUUGGUCUAUAUCAGUUCAAAGUAAAGCAAAUCUAGAGUUAAGAUUAAACACCCUCUUGACUUUUUAUCUUUUUAGCUCUGAGUACAGAAAAUUCCCCCAUAAAGACUUGGGGAGGUUCAAGAGCUUCACAAAAUAAACAGAAUAAAACUGGAACAAGAUCAAGGCAUCUAAGUGAUUAUGUUCAGGUAAGUUCUUCCUAAAAUUUGAAGUGGCUGGAAGUGGAGUAAUACUGGUAAAAAUAUCAUUUCCCAGGUAUGAUCUGGACUAAUUAUAAAGCAGCAAUUGUAGCACUAAUGAAAACAUUCUUUAAAGGGUAACAUCAAUCUGAGGGUGGCAAUUGUAAGAGUACCUAAUGGAUCAAUGACUGCAAACCAAAUGGAGUUGACUGACUGAGUAGUGUUUGUUUGUGCACACAACUAAAUUAGGUUGAAAAGGGAGUUCAAAUACCUGAUAUAUUUUUCUGUAAGUGUGUUUUAGAGAAAAAUGUACCAGGUGGCCAUGCAUGUAAAUCCGUUUCCAAUCUGAGUUGGUUUUGUAACAUAUCAGUGAAGACCUCUCUCAGUACUAAUGGACCUAAAGCUAUUGGUAAACUAAUUGUUGUGGAUAUUAAAUAAUUAAAGUUCAUCUAACUUUUUCUAGAUUGAAGAUCUAAAAAAUAAGAAUCAUGUCAGAAGUGCAAGUAUGUCUGCAAGUAAGUUUUACUCCCUCCAUCCAUGUAAAUUUUUCACAAUGUGGAUAUGUUUUUUAUUUCUUUUUUUUUUUUUUUGCUAUAAACAAGCCUUUACUGACCAAGAGAAUCAUAAUGAAAAGUAACCUUUUCAUUUUAAGGUGAACCACAGUUGUCUAUUGGUGGUCCUGCAUAUAAACCACAGGAAGACUACUAUGAUGAGAUCAUAGAGUUAAAAAAGGUAAGCUGCAGGAAGCUAAGAUUUCAAACACACAAGCAACAUGUUUGCCAUCACAGUUAUUUUGCAUUGUCUCUCUUCACUCUGAUCAUUCUUUAUUUACAAAAUCAAAACUCUGUUGUUUGCAACAGGUCAUGCACUUAAACCUAUCCAGAAAUUUUCUCUGUGCUACAGUGUGUUGGACAUUCUUUGUGAAAAUCUCCUUUUUAAAACUCUAGAACUGACAAAAUAUUUUUAUUACUAGGUGAUUCUUUUCUUAUGUAUACUCUCUUGUUGGUGUCAACUGACUGCCUGCCAAUGAGAAAUUUGAUGCCACAAUUGAUUUAAUUAUGCUCUUUAUCAUCAAGCUGUUUAUUAAGGAGAAAAAAGUUGUUUUUCUUUUUAGUGGUGGCUGUUUAGUCUUUCUCAUUUAAAACCGAUUGGUUUUUAUGAAAUCCUUCAGAUCAUAAAUGCCUUGAAAGCAGAAAACAAUAUUCUAAACACAAAACUCCGCAGAGUGGAAGGAGAGAAUGUCUUGAAGGUGAGUUCAGAGUAUAUUUAUUAUCAUGUAUCUGAAUCAGCAGCAGUGUACACUUCUACUGUUAGUAAUCCUUUAGUUCUUUACACCCUAACACCAUUAUGGAAGUUCUCCAUACUGUUCUUUAUACAUUUCCUAUGGUGCUGAUGUGGAGAAUUUGUUUAGCAAUCAAGAGCUUCGUUAGUUGGUGAUCAUUUCCUUUAUUCUCAUGACCUUAAUUUUUGAUUCAAGGGUGAUAUUGUAAGGCAAACUCAGAUGCUUUUUACUCUUAGGGGUCAAAGAACUUCAUUAGCCCAACUCCACCACUUGUCAUUUACAGUCAGCAAAAUGGUUUGCUUUGGAAAAAUUUGAUAAAAAAUUCUUGAAAAGGUUAUUUUGUGGUUAAAUUUUCUCUUUUUCUAUUCUGGUUCCUGGAUAUGUAUAACUUUUUAUUAAAUUAAAAAUAAGGAUAUAAAAUUAAGCCAAUUUUAUUUUAUCAGUUAUAAUAACUGUGGAGAUUUUUGUCCUUUAUUUACAGGACAGAAAAAUGGAAGACCUCUUGAAUACAAGAAAGCAGGUAUAUGACAAGAUUGUGUGUGAAAAUUAAUAUCUUAAUGCAAAAUUGAGCCAACAUGGUUAACAUUUUGAUCUUGAAAGUUAAAGUAUAGUGAUUUAAUUUUCUUAUUGUUAUAAUUGUUUUAAGUAUAAAUUAAUUAAAUUCAGCAGGUAAUGAAAACAAUAUAUAUGAACCUUGACAAAUAAUGAUUGCAGUAAUACAGUAAUAAUAGAUGGGGUUUUGAUUUUAUUUGUACUUUAGCCUGAAGAUGUCAGAAGAACAUUGACAGACAAAAAGGGAGACACCAGUGCUGUAAGUGGUCAGAUGCUUGUGCAGGACAAUAACAAACCCUAAAUUUAUUAGGAUUUCAUUUGUAAAGUUUGCAAAUACACUGUUCAUGUGCAGUUGUAUUUACAAGCAUGAUUAAAAUAUGUACGAAAAUUUUGAGGUUGCAUUUUAUAUUUAAGAGGGAGGGAACCCAAAAUGGAAUUCACACAGGUUAACAUGCCAAAAUGUUUGUUGUUGCCAGAGGUUUUUCCAGUUUUAACUUCAUACAAUUACAGAGUUUUAAUUCUUCUCUUUUAAUAGAUUGUCAUUCCCUUGCCCACCCACCCCAAAAUAUUUCAAGUUUCCCUGACAAUUUGCUAGCAGUAGAGGAAAAGACUGUCCUCAGCCCAAGUGGCCUGCACUGACAGAGCUCAUCUUGGUUUUUGGAAGCAACAAGCAGCCAUAAUUAUUUCUAAACUUGUUGGUUGGGAUGCUAGUGCACUACCUUUCAGCAUUCUGUGUUGUAGUUUUUGUUACAGAGUCAUGUUUCUUACCCAAGAACACAACACAACGACACAGUUUGAAUUGCAUCCUAAGGACAAGUAGGAGAUAGCGUGGCCCAGUGGUUAGGGUGCUGAACUUGUGAUCUGGUGGUCCCAGGUUCAAGUCCUACAUCCUGCCAUUCACUAGAUUUGUUCUUGGUUGCCCUGAGUUAAACUCCUCGGCUGCGCUGUGUAAAUAGCCAACUGGUCUGCCUCUAGACAAUUGGAUUUUCCAAAUAAUCCAAAGGCUUCCUUUUUUUUAAUUUUAGAGUCAGCUGCUACUUGGUGCUCUGACCCUGCCUUACUUUGUCAAUCUGAUCAAAGUAUAUGACAUGUAUUACCAAGAUUUAGACCAGAUAUACUUCUUAUUUUCAGAUUGUGAAUAGUUUAAAACAGAAGCUCCAUGCAGUAGAAAGAACAGUCAAGGACAAAGAAGCAGAAUUAAGGUUAAAUUCUAACACUAAAUUGGUGCUGAUGGCUGCUAAAUGUUCCCAAGAGAGACCAUUCGGGCUCCUCUGAGUUAACACUUUUUCUCCCACAGGUUACCACAAAGAAAAGUAGUUAGAAGAAGGAAAAAAAACCACUAGAAAUUAUUGUUUGAUCUGACGUCAAAUUCUUAGCAUGAAAAUUAUUUGAAAUAUGUAGCGGACAGUAAAAAGAAUUUAAAUUUCGAUCACUGAAAGUUAAUUUCCCUUCCCCUAGUAGAGGGUGCAGAACUCAUAUGUAGCAAUCACAACAAAUUUUCUAUCUGCGUUGUUGUUAUUGUUGUUUUUGUUAUUUUGUGUUUUUAAUUUUUAUUUUUAUUUCUAUUCCAGUCAGCUAAAAAAGGAUGUAAAAAUGACAAAUAUUGAGGAGCUGCAAAUUCAGAGUGAAACAUAUUACCAAGAGGUAAAUUGUGAUGGUGUUGUUUAAUGACUGAAGUCUGAGUCCUCAGUUAGGAAACAGAAUCUUUCUGCUGGUCGUGAUUCCUUUAAUGUUAUUUUACACAAUAAGCUGAAUUGUACACGCAUUUUAAUUGAUUCUUGUAAUCUAUUGAAGGACAAACGUCACCAUUAACGAAAUUUUACUCUGUUAUCAUAUUACACAAAUAAAUUCCACGUUGCCGUGAUUCUGUUUAGCAAUAGAUCACAGAAGAUAUCAAAAUGUGGUAAUAACAUUAGUGACAUUCUACGGCGCCUUUUGCGACUCUUUUUUGUUCUUAACUCAUUUUGAAGUCAUUUAUGAUCUAUUGCUAAACAGACACACGGCAACAUGGAACCUAUUUUUAGUCUGAAACGAUUUCAACUCGUGUUUCUGUUGUAUUUCCACAGGUUCAAAGAUUACAAUUGGCUCUAAUAGAAAUGCAGCAAUCUCAGUUGAACGGUUCUUUCGGAAUGACGAGGUAGUUGAGGGAAACAUUCAUGUAGUUUUUUCUGUCGCUUUUCUUGGUAUAUCAACCACAGAGUUUUUCUACUUCUCAUCAUGAUUGUGGGAAAGGAAAAUCUCAAGAUGAAUGAAAUAUUUCAUAUGCCACUUCCGAGCAUGAACUCUCCUCAAGGUAUUUCUUUAGUCGCUGGGUGCACGGUGAAACUAAAGGCAGCUGGGAUACAUAACGAGUAGCGGAGCUACGAUAGUUUCCUUCCCACUCCUCUCGCGGCUUUUCUACCCUCAAAAUCUCGGUAGAACAGCCAACCACCCACGCAACCUUCCCCCCCUCCUCCUCCCAAAUUGUUGUAAUGCUUAUCUUCGUUUGUUUUCUGAUGGUAUUUAAAUGUUUUUAUGUCUUUCUCGCAGUCCAAGGAAUAGUUCUCUUUCAAAAGGAACCAAAGGAUCCAAGCCCUCGAACGUUUCUCUUCAAAGGCUAGCAGGUUUGAUCGAACAAAAAUUGCUUUUACUGUUACUUUAGUUCACAAGAUUUAGAAUAACUUGUGAGUGAAAACUGAAUAUGCUGAAACGCAUACUCUAACGAGCUAUUAGCGAUAGUCCUGGUGUAGGACAGGACCAUUUCUAACUAAGGCCCUUUUUUUGCUUUUCAGAGGAAAACGAACACCUUAAAGCUGAUAAUCGCGCUCUUAGGAAAGAUCUGUUGACAGCGAUUGAAAAUGCGUCGAGUUCAGACAAAAAGACUACUCUUAGAGGUACACCUCAUUUUAAAAUAUUAAGUUGUGAUGGCAAUUUUAUGAUACAACCUAAAGGAAAUCAAUGAAACUAAUUUGUCACAGUCCAAAUGAUCAUCUUCGCAGAUUAUUCUCAUUGUGCUACGUUUUUUUAAGUCCGUGGUAUUAAAGAGCUUACCUCCCAUAAGUGUGGCCUGGGUAUGAAUUUAAGACCUGGCCUCGCACUCGAUUCAACUGAGCUGAGUUUGGGUUUUGUCUUCGUCCUCGUCGGGGGAUUUUUCUCCUGUUCUCCGUGUUUCCCUCCUAAAAAAACUCCGUAAAAUACCAUCCUGACUUGUUAUCAGCCCCUUAAAACAACUUCAAGAAUGCGUCUCUGUCUAUUUCUCUAUUAUCUAUAAAAUUGAAUUUUCUUUCCUAUUUUCAGCUGAAUAUGCGGACAUGAACCGUGGACAACUUCUCGCGAAGAUUCAUGAAUUGGAAGAAGUGAGUGAAAGUUACCUUAUAUUAAGAAAAGGAAACACCUUGAUCUGAAGAGGCGGGAAAACAAGCGGAGAUAGGCAGAUCGACUGACAGGAGAAAGGACAGUGGGAAGCGAAGACAGACAGAGAUAACGAUGGCUGCGAAAACAGAAGACAGAUUGAUGGGUUUAAUACACAAUCCACAUUCGACAUACACCCAUUUUAGACGGGUCAGACAUACGAACUGAGCAACCACCUCAGGGUUUUAUUAAUGUUUAACUAGUUGGUAAUAGUUUCCCUUUCAAAGAGUCUAUCAUUUAAAUUCAUAUUGUUGUAUAACAUUUGCAGAAAAUUCAAGACGCCGACGGAAAGAAAACACAAACUAGGAAAGGACCCUUAGUUGAAGGUAAAGAGGAUGAAGAAGUGAGAAGAAAAAGCACCUCUAAGGUCACUGCUGAAGGUAAGUAAAAGAAAAAAAAACAAUGGAAAGCACAAAGGAAUAAAUUGAUAACACAACAAAGGAUGUAUAGAAAGAUGAACAAUUAUUGGACGACGCUGAGUGUGAUAUUGUGAUAUGCCAGUGGCAAGACACAGACAAACUACGCCGUAAUUUGUCUGUGAUUUGUCGGACAUUUUGCGAUAAACGAGUUCAUUAUGCUUAAUUUAAUAAUUCAAAAGAACAGCUUUAGGGAGCCCUUGAGCCUCUUCCCACAUCCUACCAUCAACAGAUAAAACUUGCUGAUAAUAAAAGGCUCAAGGAAAUUUAGAACACAACAUUUUACCCGGUCAAAUUCGUAGAGUGCAAGCAAGGAAAGCACGCUCACUGUUAAAAUUACUCAGGCUACAGAAUUUAUUCCUUGUUGAACUGUAACAUCAAGUGAAAUUUUUUAAGAAGUUUACUCAUUAUGCCGGCAUUGAUGUUCUGAUUGGAGCAUUUUGCCCAAAAAUAUGCCGGCAUAAUUUAUCUGACCCAUAUAGCAAUGCAUGGUUAGACGGUAUCAGUUAGACGUUUGAGAAGACCAUUGUUUGCGUGCAGUCAUUUGAAGGUUAUGUGGUGGGCCUUUGGCGAGUGAAAACGAAGAAAACAGUUCAUCCAAAGAUGAUGCGGUGAACUCGCACAAGUAAUUGAAUGAUUUGUAAGAGCGACUGCUUUUUUUUUCUCAAUUCAGUGCCAGGAAGAUUGGAGCUGAAGGGAACCACAUCCCAGAAACUAGCUCAACUGCAAGAAAGAGAAGUUGAACUCUUAGAAGAGAGAGAAAAGCAACGGGAGAUCAUUCAACGGCUGAAAGAAGAUCGUGCUCAUUACAGGGAAGUCGCCGAUGAUCUCAGGUGAAUUAGAAUGUUAUGUUAGAACAGCUUAGGGAAUUCAAGAAUUAUCGUGUGUCUUUUCUGCUUUUGAACAUAAGUUAUUGACCGUUCUCUUCUUAAUUAACCAGAGUGCAGUUGAAGUCCACUCAAGCAGAUCUUGACAGACUGAGAGAAGAGAAGGGUGUUGUUGGAGAUAGAAGAUCAUCCACUAGUUCAGCAAGGUACAGAAUUUGUUUCUUAGUUGCUACUGGUUACCUGAAAUGUUUUCUUUGUUUGUAUUAAGAUUUCCCAUUUGUAUCGAUUUUAAUGCUCCGGUUCUUUUAAAUACCGCCAUUCAUCUCGCGGAAAAAAUUUAGGACUGUGAAAAUGUUACUAUUAUUUUUAAAUUUCUAUCUGUUUGCAGUCCAAGGAGGAAGUCAUCCGUUAGAGAGGUGCCGCCUCAGGAUGGUAACGAUGAAGAGAUGGAUGGCAUGUUGAAAGAAUUCCAACAGCAACGAGCCGCUAAGGCUCUUCAGAGACAAUGGAGAGGAUAUCAGGGAAGGAAAAUGGAAAUAGAAAAACAGGAUAGACAGGCAGUAGAGAGACAAAAUCAAGCUGCUACAACAUUACAGAAAAAUUGGCGGAAACACAGAGAUAAGGUACGUGAGGCACAUUAAAAUAGGAGGAUUACGUCCUGUGACACAGGAUUGAUAAGCGCAUUUCGUACGGCCAACCAGAACGAAGGAAACUUUGCUAGGAGCCAAGUAACAAGCAAGGUGAAAACAAGCAAACUGCGCGAAGCGCAGGAAAACGGGAGUGACCAUUUUGGUCGUGCAUUUGCUUUCUUGCGAGGGCGGCGUGAGUUUUCUCGCCCAAUUCCAUGGCGCGGUGAAGGAAGUUUUACUCAAUAAUGAAUUACCGUCGACACUUGACUCUUCGAAAUAAAAAUUUACUGCAAAGAAGCCUUACUUGUUUGUUACUUGAAGGUUCUCUGGCUUGUCACACCAAACCUAAACAGAAGCUUAAAAAUGCAUUAGACUGUAUUGCCAAAUAAUUGAUUUGAAGGCAGCCUAGACUGAACGUUCUCUUUGGAAAAGGGAAAUAACUACUUAAAUGUUGUCUUUGGUAUGAUGCGCCAUUACAAUGUUUGAUCCCACAGGAGUUGUUGCGGUAAAGUAAAGGAUUGUUUUGAACAAAAAUCAAGAUCAUAUUUUACUUCAGUACUGACGCUUUCAUUCACUUGCAGACCAAACAAAUGGAUGAAGAAUCAAAACAAGAGGUAAUGGUUUUUUUUCUUACUCAUUCGCCCAAUUGCACUUUUACAUGUGCAGAAAGCUGCCGAGGUGGAGGCGAAAAGGGGACCCCCUCCACACAUUUCGCAAACUUUCCACUGUUGCUGUACAAUUUUACUAGGAAAAUUCUUUGACAUUUCUUAUUCUCCAGGCAAUAACACAGAUUCAAGCUGCCUUGCGCGGACAAGCGGCACGUAAUAAGUACAUUGCACAGCUUGAUAAAGAACUGGAAUUUACAGACCGAGAUGACGCUGUCGUGGCCCUUCAGUCAGCAAUGAGAGCGCACUUAGCAAGAAAAAAACACCUUGGAUACAUUGAAGAGGACGAAAUCACAUCACGUGAUACGAGAACGAGAGGAAGGUAAGUCACUUAGAGGGUAUAACAGGGUAAUUUUGUAUUAUCAAUUGAGUUGAUAAAGUAAAAUGGCCACCGUAAAGAGUUUAAAAGCUGACUGGGCUAAUGCUCGAAACGUCAGCUUUUAAAGUCUUUACGGUGGCCAAUUUACGUUAUCAACUCUGUUGAUAAUACUUAAUUACCCUGUUUUACUCUCCCAGCGACACAGCACCACAGUUUCUUUAGAAAAUUACCCCCUUUGUUCACUUAGAGGGUAGUUUUAGGCAUUGCACUCUAUAAUUAACAAUUAUUCAGCGAAGUUGAGGUGGUUCGUGGGGUAUAUAUUUUUAAUUAUAUAACAGAACAGUGAGAUAGUAUAACGGAAGUGAAUAGCAAAGGAUAUUGGGGGUUGGAGUAGCCACUCAGAGCGCGCCGUCAACGCUAUUUUAGUAUACACUAUUCAUAGAUAAACUCAAGUUCAUUUAGGUUCCUCAAGGAAAUUAAUUAAUGAGGCUGUGGUUAGUUUUACGAAAACAUGUUGGCGCCGAUGAAGGUACAUCUAAAUUAUAAAGUAGUGAUUAACGGUAAGAAUGUUCCUUGUUCUCAGUUCCAGUCACCACCUGGGCGACUCCGAGCCCGACUCUGAUGAAGGUCUGGUGACCAGAUCUUCCAGCCCCAAACGACACCCAGAACCGGCUACAACAGGUCUGAGGAGAUCAAGUUUAACAGGUUAGCUUGUGCUCGUCGUGACAAUAGCCUUAGUAACAAAUGGUAGUCAGACGUAAAAGCUAGUAACUUUUAAUGGUUCAAAAUGUAGUUUCUAAGUGUAGCCUUUUUCGCUGAAAUGAGGCUUUUACAGGAAUACAUUUAAAUAGAUGCUUUUGGUUCAGGCAAAUACAUCUUAAGUUUUUAAAUCCCGUUAUUGUACAUAGCGGUUCUCGCCACAUUCAACAUGUCCCGUUAGUAGAAUUUUGAGACAAAAUCGCGCGUUAAGGGUUUAAUUUCCGAACAUAUUUCGGUCUAUCGAGAGAAAUGGUGAUAGUUGUUAACUAUCAUUAUUAUUAUUGUAAUUAUUGUUAUUAUUACUAUUAUUUUUAUUUUUUUUUUAUUAUUAUUAUUAUUAUUAGUAGUAGUAGUAGUAGUAGUACUACUACUACUACUACUACUACUACUACUACUAUUAUUAUUAUAAAUGAUGUAGGCAGUUUGGCGCUUUCCUCAUUAACUUUUGAUCGAUCUUCGAAUCAGCUCCACUUUCUGUUGAUAAACCAGUAAAACUUGCACCUUUAAAAGUAUUUUCACCUGCACGUGAUAAUGCACUUGCACCAUCAGGGCUUUCAGGUGAUCAAGCACAUGUUACGUCAGAACUUGCACGUGAUCCGACUGAAUCUGAUUCUGAUGAUGACGCUGUCGUGAUCGGGCGAUCAGUAAAAAAUAAAAAGGAAAUUCAUAGCGAGGAAAUGAGUUCUAAUCAGUUGAACUCUGAAACUUCUGAGGAAAGAAACAAAAAAGAAUCAAAGAAACCACGCGAAACGAAAAAAGCCAAGAAGGAGUCGGCGAAGAAGGAAGCCAAAGAGGAAAAAAGUCUCAUAGACGAGGAGGGUAUGUUUACUUCCGGCGGACAGAUGACUGAACAUACUUGCUGCUUCUCCUCACUACUCAGUGCUAACGUUGUAAAAUAACCACCCUGAUGGCAAUCAAUCAUCAAGACUGACAGUUGUUCUUUCCACCUCAGGAACACCAGCAAUGACGCUAACUGCAACCUUUGUUGUUAAUCUAGAAAUGCUUUCACCACACUUCAACCGCAUCAAAUUUGUUCCUUCCUUUCAUAAUCAAACACGAUUAAUAUACGAAUAAUCACCCGUCUCACCACUUAAUUUUGCGUCGUCUAAUCAUCUUCGCUAAUUAGCGAUUGUUCAUCGUUGUAUAAUUGUGCAAUUUGUGAUAUUGUGAGAAACAUCGAAAAUUUCUUGUCCGGUUAUUUUUGUUUUAGUAUUGAUGUUUUAAUGGAGAUGCGCUACCCUCAACGCCGUGGAAAGGAUGAAAUUGAGGGAAAUUUGAAAAAGCUUGCACUAGCACACUUGUCGCUCUAUGUACAUUGUUUUGUUUUUUUGUUGCUUAAAGUCUCUUUACAUAUCAAAUGAAGCAGAAAAGGCAUGUAAAUUUUAUUUUUUCACAGGGCAAGGAAGGCAAGAUAGAUAACAAGAUAUUUAUUGCUAAAAAGUUUCAACAGCGAAUAUCUCACCGCUACACUUGCGCGGAAUUUUACACGUCACAUACAUUAUCAACUAAGCCACGUACAUUAUCAACUAAGGAUUGUUUGUUCAUUGCAACAGCUCAGUUACUUUACCUUUCUGUUUCUCUUGAAGGCCCAAGGCGGAGUUUGAUCACAGCUCCACGAUUUGCAAACAUCUCAGAAAACAGUGAGGAGGAUGAUGCUGUAGUAACUAGUCCGUCGAGAACGAGAUCAAUUCAAACGAGAUCAGGCGGACGCGUCAAUGAUUCUACACUGGAAGAUAUCAGACAGAAACCGAUAAAAAAAACCUUUGAGAUCGUCGACAGCGAUGAUGAAGACGAUGAGGACGAUGCGAUUGUCUCCUUGCCAAGGAGAUCGCUAGACACAGGAUUUAGUCCACAGCGACCUUCUCUCAGACAGUCAGGCCAGCCGCUAAGCUCUUCCGCGUCCAGCCAAAGGGAAGUUUUAGGUUCCAGUAGAGACGAAGCCCUUCAGAGACCAGGUCUGUCACUAUCGAAGAGGCCACUAAGUAGCAAAAGGCCAAGUUUAAAUCGCAGUGAGGGCGGUGACAGUGGAGAAGAGAGGACAUCCCGAUAUUCAAGCAUAGGAAAAUCCAGUUUGCCACUGGGCUCAGAGGAAGAAAGUGACGACGACGCAGUUGUCUCUCGAUCAAGUAGAUCGCAAAACAAAGGAUUCAUUCAACAGCGACCUUCUUCUCAGCGGUCAGGCCAAGCGAUAAGCUCUGCCGCGUCCAGCUCAAGGGAAGUCUUCGACUCUCAUAAGGACGAAGUCCCUCAGAGACCAGGUCUGUCACUAUCUAAGAGGCCACUAAGUGGCAAAAGGCCAAGUUUAGAUCGUAGUGGAGGCAGUGAUAGUGGAGAAGCGAGGAAUUUCCAUUCUUCAAGCGCAAGGAAAUCCAGUUUGCCCGUGGGCUCAGAGGAAGAAAGUGAUGACGAUGACGUAGUCGUGACAGGUAGAAAGACUAAGAAUGAUAAGAAGCCAGCUCGUUCCAGUCUUACACAGAAAUCAUCCGCAAGCACGCGUAAGUAAAUCUAUACGGGAGUUCUUUUGUUGAGAACUAAGCUUUUGAUACUCUAUAUUUACUUGUGUGUUUGAGUUUUUGUUUUCCUUUUGUAUCGUCACUCAAUCCCUUUCUUACAGUAGUUCACCGCUGGGUGAUUGUAAGUCUCCAUGUAAUUUCAACGGUUUCUUAUAACGCCCUUAGAAACACUCAUAGUGAACUAAGCAGAAAUUUUAUAGCAGUACCUAAAUAAACCGCUCUCUAUUUGUCUCCUACAAAAUUUUGGUGAGCAAAGUGAUUUCUUAGCGGAGAAAACCUAAAUUUAAAUAUUUAGAAAUUUCGCAUAUUUUUUCACUCACAUAGUUAUAUACAGCUGUCUGUAAAUACCAAGAUUUCCUAACCGUCAUUUCUCCGAUAUCAACUGUAUCGAAUUGAAAUCUUCAGUGCGUACGCACUUGAAUUAUGUAUUUUCUUGCCAUUUGGAAUAUUCCUUGUUUUGAUUAUCCUCAUCUAAAUCAGUCGUGAUAUUGAAGAAGAACUGUAACUAAACGUGGUCCGUUUGCUUCGAGAUUUUCCGUGACCUGUGAGAUACAAACUUCGAAUCGAGUGGGUCAUUCUCCCUUAUUAGCUGCUGAACAUUUCGUUGGAUAUUAGGUCCGAGAAUCUGAUAAGUUUGUCUAUUUUCAGCACCUGUUAGCUGAAGAAAGUAAGAAGAUGUUUUGUGUUUGUCAUUUCUUGGAGAUACACGAUCAAUUUGCCCGUAGAGGGAAACCACCGUAAAUCGUUGCCUUGUAUUCUUGUUUCCAUAUUUUUUUAACCUUAAGUUUAUAAUAUUCUUUUCAGCUCCAGCGCCACAAAAGCGUGAACGUGGAUCGAUAGUUAGCAGCCUGGAUAGCUUUUUCUCUUCCACUGCUUCGUCAAAAGAUUCCAAAAGCAAAAAGUCCCCCCGGAAAACUCUAGCUCAGUUCAAUGAUAGUGAUGAUGAUGAUGAUGAUGACGACGACGACGAAGAUAAAGUAGUUGUAUCGUCCCUGUCGGGAUCUAAAUCCAAACAGAAACGCAGAGUCUCCACCGAUUCAGGUUUGCAAUGACACUUUGUGAGACUUGGCUAAACAAUGUUAUAUAUUCUGCAACCACCUAUUUCCUUGUCAAAUGUUUAAGUAACAAAAUGGAUAUUUCUUGAAUGUAGAAACUGCACUUUUUUUUGUUGCUCAUCCAAAUUUAACUCUUUGUUACCUUCUAGCCUUUUUUCUGGGAACGUACUUUCAUUCACUCGUGUGUACGUUUGUUCAUUCAUUUAAUUGUUCGUGUAUUCAUUGUUAUUUAUAUUUUUAGUCGCUAACUUAUGGGCAACAUCGGAUUCCGGAAACGAUUUAAAGACUAAGCGGAAGUCGGUAAGUUUUACUAAUGAAAACCAUGCCUUUAAUCUCCAGGGUAUAGGACCAUUGUUUUCUAAGAAUUAGUUGCCGGGGGGGAGGAGGGAAGAGGGAAGAGGGAAGAGGGAAGAGGGGAAGGUAUAAUGUCUUCGUAUAUCUUUGAUAUUUCGAUGACAAGAGACUCUUAUUCUAUAAUAAUUACAUGGAAUGAAUUAUUUUUACAUGAGAAUUGCGUUCAUUCAAUGGUUAACGCGCCGGCGUCCUGAUCGAAAUGUCCUGGUUCGAUCUCUGAUCGAGAUCGUCUUUUUAUGUUCCUGAGCAAGAUUGUGCCGCUCUCCUAAGUCGAUCAUGAACGAGUAUGGUGGCCCGCAUCUAUAGUUUUUACUACACAAUCGUUCAGAGACGUUUUGCUACUUUUUUCCCACCUUCAGAGUUUAAAAUCCUCGCCCAGUAACAAGUGGAAUGCGGACUUUGAGUUUGAGAAACCUUCUCAUCGGCGACCAGACUCACAGCUUGAUGAGCUGUUUUGACGAGGAGACUCGCCAUAGAUGCUCUGUACAGAGUAGACUGAAAGUCGUCAGAUAGACCCAAGGAGUUUUAGUAUAAUUGUUAUAUUUGGUGAAUAAACAAAACUUUUUAUACUUGUCAUCCAAAAUAAAUGUUUAGCCGAG
Pocillopora meandrina is the source of this 15940-nucleotide messenger RNA. NCBI's taxonomy places the organism in Eukaryota, Metazoa, Cnidaria, Anthozoa, Scleractinia, Pocilloporidae. The record is from the annotation of a GenBank genome assembly.